CGUGGAGCGCGCGCGAGGCUGGUCGCGUAGUCAUGGCCAUCUGGAAACGGUUCGCGCUGUUUUUCCUCGGAAUAUUUGGGAAAAUAGACGAAGCCGAUGGAAAUUGCGUUUUAAGUCUCCGAGAAGACUUCGGACAUCCCCCACCAAUGUACAUAAGGGAUGGAGGUUAUUUAGAACCGAACGGACCCAAUGGUACCAUUGUUUUCCAAAGCACAGAGAAAGUUCUCGUCGCUUGCCCCGGCCACAGAAAUCACGUCGUCAUUAGAUAUGGCAAUGGAACCAAAAUCAAAAAGCCAAGUGUUGUCGAGGCAGCGUGUUUGAGCGGCCACCAGUUUAAAUUGGAAGAAACAAGUGUGCCUUUCCAAAAUAUCUCAUGUUAUAGCGCAAGCACUGUUUCUGUGAAAAGAACCAAAGAGAAAUGCGGCAAAGGCGGCCUGUACAACAUUUAUGGGGUUGGGUAUGAAAUUAUAGAUAAGUUCUAUAGUUUGUACGACGCCUGCUUUAACGACGUUCUUAUGACGACAUAUUUCGUCAGACAUGUGAUAUCUCCAUUAAACAUAUAUACGCAACGAGACAGUCGACCUUAUUUUAAAGAAGGGGGACUGUUCAAGACUGUGUCUAUGAGCAGUAUUUAUAAGCUGGAAAAUCAGAAAGCGACAUUUGACGCCAUAUUAGGCGCAAACGAACACAAAAAAUACUUCCAUAAUCGGCAGUUCCUGUCGCGGGGGCACCUGGCCCCCCGCGCCGACUUCACGCUGCUGGCGGAGCUGCGCGCCACGUUCCAGUACGUGAACACCGCGCCGCAGUGGCAGCGGAACAACGCGGGGCCCUGGGCCGCGCUCGAGGACAGCCUGCGGCGGCAUGUGGGCCGGCUGGGGUCGCCUGUCCGGGUGGUCACAGGCACCCACGGCAUCCUCACGCUGCCCGACCAACACGGCGUGGACAGAGAGAUGUAUUUACACACAGAUCAGAACAACAACUAUGUCGUGCCGGUGCCCAUGUAUUUCUACAAGGUGGUCCAGGAGCAGGGUAGACCCACGGUGGCGUACGUGACCAUCAACUCGUCAUACAACAGCACCAUCAUGGACUCGUUGCGUUUCUGCGAGGAUAUCUGCGGACUCGGCCACUGGCUGCAUUGGAAGAAGAGUCGUGAGAGCUUCUGUUGCCUCUACCAUGAGUUCCAGCAGGUCGUGGACUACUUGCCAAGUCUCAAUUAGACAAAAUGCUUAGAUGUUUUUGAAAUGAACUCAAAUAAACUAUUUUUUUUUAA
Molecule: messenger RNA, 1270 nt
Organism: Manduca sexta (tobacco hornworm)
Lineage: Eukaryota; Metazoa; Arthropoda; Insecta; Lepidoptera; Sphingidae
Exons: 8
Coding region: 33-1217 (394 amino acids)
Biological process (GO): apoptotic DNA fragmentation
Cellular component (GO): nucleus; mitochondrial inner membrane
Molecular function (GO): single-stranded DNA endonuclease activity; metal ion binding; RNA endonuclease activity
Source: RefSeq, a predicted model, not a curated record